UAUAUUAAAGGCUCUAUUUACGGCUUUAUUUACAAGUGAAAUCUUUUUAAACAGUGAAAUAGUUAUUAACCCAUUGAUGCCAAAAGCGUCGGUUUUUGAUCCGUUCUAAAACUUUUAAAUUUGGAAGAUUUCUUUUAACUUUUUUCAAUAUUCUUAUUAAACUAAAUUCUUAUUUGAGCAGUGCAUAUUGGGUUAUAUUUUAUCUUUUUUCUUGCACUUGAUAUUCUUUUAAUUUAGCAAGCGUGCACGUGUGUUGUUGUUCAUUGUGGUUUAUAUCGGUUCAGCAGUAUCCUCAAGCAAACUUAUUGCUCUCCUUAAGCAAACUUAUUGCUCAAGACCCUGCUGGAUCUACCCUAGCUCUGUUCAACCCCGAUCAGCGAAACAAGUAAAGGCCGUUCUAAUAAAGGAUUUACACCAGUGUAAACUGUCAUUUACACUGGUGUUUACCUAGGAUCGGAUUUAAUAGUCAUGAAUUACACUGGUUCAAACAACAACAACGUACAGUUUACACCGGGUAGAUUUACACCAGUGUCAAGAAAUGAAAACACUGGGUCCACCCUGUGUUUUCUAACUUACCCUAAGGGUAAACCUGGUAUUCAGCUGAAUUCAGAUCAGCUGAUUAAAUAAAAUAAACAAUAACAAAUCUGUGAUUUUUGAAUUUCAAUCUGUAAAAUCUGUUGAAUUCAUGAUUAUUGUGAACUAAUUUAUAAAUGUUAAGUUAAAAGUUAAAUGUUUUUUUUUAGAAAGAAAUGAUUAUAUUUGAUUCUGACAGGAAAUAUGUUUUCGAAUAUGUUGCAAACAUUAAAUCAAGUGUUAACACAACUAAAUCUAAGGGUGCCCCGAGAGCAGACUGGAAACCAUGUAUAAUGGAAGCUCUCAACCGGAUUAUUGAUGAACUGCAUGAGGGCAAGUUCCGAAAACUUUUGGAAAUGCCAAUUCAUACCAAUACUUGUAAUGCAAACCUUAUUAACGCUUAUUGGAUCUGGGUUUACCACGACUUUUCAACUUGGGCUCAGACUAAUGGAUUUAGUGGUGUCACCUUUCACCAAAUGAAAGAUAAAAGUAAAGAAUCUAGGACGGAAUAAACAGCAAAAAUCGUUCCGCGAAUCUAUCAGCCAGGAGCUGAUAUUGGCAACAGAAAGAAAUGAAAAGCAGCAGCUUGCCGCUGUAAGCAGAUACAGGAGUAGAACGGGGGGAGGAAGCAGUAUCCCUGAUGCCCCAAUUAUGGAUCCUCUGUUGAUCAGGAAUUGGUUUAUCUGUUUUUACGUUUUAAUGGAACUGUAAACAUAUAAUUUUGACUGGUCAUUCAUUUAAAAGAGUCGCUGGCAGAGUACUGUAAAAAACCGUUUUUUAUUUGAAUUUUCAUGUAUAUAUGUGUAUAUAUCAAUACAAUGAAGACAAAUUUCGCAAUUUUUUUAACGUACAGAUAAACUAUAAUAAACAAAUAGUGAGGACCAGCAUCUGAACCUAAAAUAUGGUUUAAUGACCGAAUUUGGUUCUUCAUUUACGCCAGCAUAAAGGACCACUAAGACCAUACCCUGCUCCACUGCUCCAGCUCCUAUACAACCUCAACCUCAACAUCAACAUCAACAUCAACAUCAACAUCAACAUCAACAUCAACCUCAACCUCAACCUCAAC
This is a messenger RNA of Eurytemora carolleeae, 1639 nucleotides long. RefSeq lists its product as uncharacterized. The record is from RefSeq and is a predicted model, not a curated record. NCBI's taxonomy places the organism in Eukaryota, Metazoa, Arthropoda, Copepoda, Calanoida, Temoridae. The transcript is spliced from 4 exons. The coding region runs from base 750 to 1085 and encodes 111 amino acids.